AAUUAUUUGAAUCGUAUUAGUGCCGAUAGGUGCGCAUGAGUAGCUUAUUUUGAGCGGAUGGAAGACAGACAGCGCUGCAGAUGUGGGCUUUGAUUGUUUUGGCUUUAUCGUUGAGGUUGCAAUUUUAAAGCAGCUAGCUGUCAAAAAUGGAAACGUCAAGUGUGGGCGAAAAUGAGGAUUAUUAUCUGGAAUUAUCGGCUGAUCCUGUCAGAUUUGAAGCUGUCAGCCCUCUUACGAAUGUUUUCUUCGAUGACUCCAACAAACAGGUGUUCGCUGUCCGGUCAGGCGGUGUCACAGGUGUUUUGGUCAAGGGACCGGAGCAUAAUUUAAGUUUUAGAAUGGACGAUAAAGGUCCUAUAAUUUCCAUCAAGUUUUCACCCGAUAUGAAUAUCCUUGCAGUUCAGCGGACCAAUACAUCGGUUGAAUUUUUAAAUUACUCGUCCGUAUCUGGUCUGGACAAUGCGGAAUAUUCACAGUCUUGCAAAGGCAAAAACGCCACUAUUCUGGGAUUUAUUUGGACUCACAGUAAUGAGAUUUUAUUAGUCACGGAUCACGGAGUUGAACUCUUUUUGGUCGUUCCAGAGAAACGACACGUCAAAGCACUUAAAUCUCUCAGUCUCGGCGUCAAUUGGUUCGUGUUCUGCCCCCAGAGUUAUCUAGUUUUACUUUCAUCUGGAACGAUCGGUAACCAGAUGCAGGCACUACACAUAACUCCUGGAAACUUACACAAACUUACCAAAUUUGAAAUGGAGGUUGGAACAACGAAACCUGGAAAACUAGCGGUGUCCGAAAGAGAUGUGGCUCUUGCAGUGCUAUACGGCACACCUUCGAUAAUUGUUCUACGGCAUCAACCGGGAUUGAGCCGAUCCGUCGGUACAGCUCAAGUCUACGUCUAUACCGUCCAUAAGAUGCUCACAAUAAAACGGAGCCACGUUUUAAAGCUCGACACAAGUGGGAGGUUCGCCAUCAAUGUGGUUGACAAUCUGAUCAUUGUCCACCAUCAAGCGUCGGAAACUUCGAUGAUCUUUGAUAUUGAAUUACCCGGGGUCAGUGAUGGCACCGUGAUGCACCACACCAGCAUAGCUUUGCCAAAACCGAUAAAACCGUACAGUCUGAAGGUACCAGGUGCAAGUUUACUGGAGCAACUCUCUCAGCCAUGUCAAUUGUAUUCUCCAAGUUGGGUAGUCUUCCAGCCAAAUAUAAUCAUUGAUGCGAAGCUCGGGUGUCUAUGGUUCAUAGAACUGCGGCUUGAGUCUUUGGUAAAAUUGAUACCCGACAAAGUACUGCUUGUUGAAUUUCUGAUGCAACGUAAAGAUUCAAAGCUCGUCUUGAUGCAAGUACUGAAGAGCUACGUCACUCAGUUACCGUCAAGUCUGAUGUACAUAUCAACGAUAUUUGACAAAUUGAAUUUAGUUUAUCGGAAUCAUCUUGAAAACGAAAUACAAAGUCAGAUGGGGACGCCGUUACAAACCAGCUCUAAAAACGUGCCUACGGUUUCAGAGAAUAUUAAAUACAAACAAGUUGUUGAUCAGAGCGACAUGUACACCCACAUUUUAUCAAAGUUUUCGGAAAGCUCGACAGAACCUAAAAUGAUAUUUUGGAUACUUCUCGAAUAUAUCAGGUCUUUAGCUGAUCACGACAUACCCGUUCAGCAUUAUCUUCACGAAUUAAUCAUCACAACUCUGGUUCACCGUAAAGCGUAUUACCAGCUUCAUCAGCUGCUACAAUACCACGUAGUAGCUGAUUCGAAACCGUUGGCCUGCUUGCUUUUAUCCCUAGAGAACCUCUAUCCGGCUGCUCAUCAGUUGGCUCUGGAUAUGCUCAAACGGUUAGGAAAUGCUCAUGAAGAAAUAAUGGAAGUUCUUUUAUCUAAAGGACACAUACUGCCUGCGCUGAGGUACGUCAGAUCGGUGGGAAUAAUCGAUCAAGUAUCUGCGAGGAAGUUUUUGGAGGCAGCGAAGUCUUUGAACGACCCAACCUUAUUUCAUUCUGUUUACAAGUUCUUCGAGCAACGUAACGUUAGACUACAUAACACGACUGCGUUCAUGAGAGGGGAGCAUUGUCAGACUUAUGUACAACAUUUUAAAUAUCUAUUCCACGGCACUGACAACGGUUGUAAUUCUGAUACGAAUUCGAACGUUUCCACAAUAUCUUCGUAAGAAAUGAGAAAAUAAUUAUUUGCAGCAAGCAGCCAAAUAAUAGAAACACCAUUCGUACAUAUGUAUAAAUAUUCCAUGUGUAAGUAUUAUUUAUAACAUUCAAUAAAACCAGCCUUUGUAUAAAGCUAA
Molecule: messenger RNA, 2288 nt
Organism: Athalia rosae (coleseed sawfly)
Lineage: Eukaryota; Metazoa; Arthropoda; Insecta; Hymenoptera; Athaliidae
Gene: Bulli
Product: regulator of MON1-CCZ1 complex
Exons: 11
Coding region: 147-2159 (670 amino acids)
Biological process (GO): regulation of autophagy
Cellular component (GO): lysosomal membrane; Mon1-Ccz1 complex; late endosome membrane
Molecular function (GO): protein binding
Source: RefSeq, a predicted model, not a curated record